This is a messenger RNA of Didymodactylos carnosus, 291 nucleotides long. The record is from the annotation of a GenBank genome assembly. NCBI's taxonomy places the organism in Eukaryota, Metazoa, Rotifera, Eurotatoria, Philodinida, Philodinidae.
AUGCGUUGUUCAACUUUAUAUUUGGUCAUAUUUUCAUUAAUAGUUAUGCUAUUAUUGACUGUAACGAAUGGGAAAAGUACAGAAUCAUUUGAAACAAAUAGCACAGAGGCAAAAACAUUUUUGUCUGAUGUUGAUGGGGAAAUAAAUAGAUUUAAACGUGGUGAUGAUCAAAAAGAUUCAAAACAAUGUGUUUUAUGUGCAGCUAAAAUUGCUGACUGUUGUCAUCCAAAUUAUUGUAAGAAGCAUCACGUUCGUUUUAAUGAAUGUGUUGAAGUUAAAGGACCUAAGUGA